AUGCCUAGUCUCGGAGGUCUCCUGAAGAAACGGCGGACAAAGGAUUCGCAAACCCUGUCAAAGGAGCUUGGAGCCGGUUCGUCACCCACCGCGGCCCAGACACAGACGUCACCAAACGUGGCCGACCACCAUCACCAUCACCACCACCCCCAACAGCACUCCCACCAAUCCUCCAACGGUCCGGACUCUUCUCACUCUCAGCAAUCGGCCUCCGACCAUCCCAAUCCCUCUGCAGCUUCCCACCCCACCACCGAAGGUCAACCCGCCGCCUCCAUGCAAGCCGCUGCUGUCCCGCAAGCGUCCCCGUCCGGCCAUUCUAGUCCCGGUCUGCAACACCAAGGGUCGCACCAGUCCAAUGUGGCCAGCAUUCACAAUAUAAUUCACUCCCCACAGCCGGGGGCAGCAGGACGUUCCUCCUCCGGCGCUCAUGGCGGGGCACAGCAAACCCAGCAGCGUAGCGAGACCCGGACCACCAAGGGAAAGUAUUCGCUUGAUGAUUUCACCCUCCAACGGACCCUAGGCACGGGCAGCUUCGGUCGAGUUCACCUCGUCCAGUCCAAACACAACCAUCGAUUCUAUGCGAUCAAGGUGUUGAAAAAGGCCCAGGUCGUGAAGAUGAAGCAGGUCGAACAUACGAACGAUGAGCGCCGAAUGCUGAACCGUGUACGCCACCCGUUCCUGAUCACCUUGUGGGGUACUUGGCAGGACUCGCGCAAUCUAUACAUGGUGAUGGAUUUCGUCGAGGGUGGCGAGCUCUUCAGUCUCCUGCGGAAGUCGCAGCGAUUCCCUAAUCCCGUUGCCAAAUUCUACGCGGCCGAAGUGACCCUCGCGCUGGAAUAUCUGCAUUCGCAGCAAAUCAUUUACCGUGACUUGAAGCCGGAGAACCUACUGCUCGACCGGCAUGGACACCUGAAAAUCACUGACUUCGGGUUCGCCAAGGAAGUCCCUGACAUCACCUGGACUCUGUGCGGAACUCCUGACUACCUUGCCCCGGAAGUCGUUUCGUCCAAAGGAUAUAACAAAUCGGUCGAUUGGUGGUCUCUGGGCAUCUUGAUCUUCGAAAUGCUGUGCGGUUUCACGCCGUUCUGGGACAGUGGCUCCCCAGUCAAGAUCUAUGAGAACAUUCUCCGCGGCCGGAUAAAGUACCCUCCUUAUCUCAACCCAGACGCUGUGGACCUUCUAUCGCAAUUGAUCACGGCCGAUCUCACCAAGCGUCUGGGUAACCUGCAUGGCGGGUCGGAAGACGUCAAGAACCAUCCCUGGUUCGCCGAGGUGACCUGGGAUCGCUUGGCGCGGAAGGAUAUUGAUGCUCCUUAUGUGCCACCCAUCCGUGGUGGACAGGGUGAUGCCAGCCAGUAUGAUCGGUAUCCUGAAGAGACGGAGGCCUAUGGCCUCCCCGGUGAGGAUAUGCAUGGUCACCUGUUCCCAGACUUCUGA
Molecule: messenger RNA, 1437 nt
Organism: Aspergillus terreus NIH2624
Lineage: Eukaryota; Fungi; Ascomycota; Eurotiomycetes; Eurotiales; Aspergillaceae
Gene: pkaC
Product: cAMP-dependent protein kinase catalytic subunit pkaC
Exons: 4
Coding region: 1-1437 (478 amino acids)
Biological process (GO): peptidyl-serine phosphorylation
Cellular component (GO): cAMP-dependent protein kinase complex; nucleus
Molecular function (GO): ATP binding; cAMP-dependent protein kinase activity
Source: RefSeq, a predicted model, not a curated record